Messenger RNA from Corythoichthys intestinalis (scribbled pipefish), 6059 nucleotides. It is a transcript of the gene cdk6, whose product is annotated as cyclin dependent kinase 6. Lineage: Eukaryota; Metazoa; Chordata; Actinopteri; Syngnathiformes; Syngnathidae. The record is from RefSeq and is a predicted model, not a curated record. Gene Ontology annotation, cellular component: cytoplasm; cyclin-dependent protein kinase holoenzyme complex; nucleus. The transcript is spliced from 8 exons. The coding region runs from base 851 to 1828 and encodes 325 amino acids. Gene Ontology annotation, molecular function: ATP binding; cyclin binding; cyclin-dependent protein serine/threonine kinase activity. Gene Ontology annotation, biological process: regulation of G2/M transition of mitotic cell cycle; G1/S transition of mitotic cell cycle; regulation of gene expression.
GCACCCCCCGCUGGCGCAUUGUUUACCGCCGCAGCCCCUCAAUGGCAACUCGGGGAGAUAGAUAGUGUGGCCGUCCAUCCAAUAAACCUCCGCUCUCCCCUCCCCGACCCCUGCGGCGCUCCUGAGUUUGACACGGGAGACAAAACCCGCCGGCGAGGAGGACUAUGAAUGGUAAAGCGCCGAGGAGGCCGAGGGGAGAGCAAAGAGGAGGCGGUGUGCCUUUGUAGUCGGGGAGGAAUGCGGAAAUGUCCCCGCUCCGUGUCAAACCUCUCUGAAGGGGGUCAGGCCACAUUCAGCCGGCGUGGGAAAGCCAGGCGGAGACGGAGCUCACACGGCCGAGCGGCAUGGGCCUGUUUAGGGGAUAUACGCUAGCAAAAAAGGGGGGAAACUAAAGAGGAGCGUGGCUUUGGAGGGCUUGUAUCACGCGUUUGCCUUUGUCCUGCGUACCCCGCACCCCCCCCGGUUGAAGCGAGCUUUCGAACAAACCCUCCUCCUCCUCCACCACCCCCGCACCCUCCUCCUCCUCCUCCCCGCGUUUGAGUGUCCCUGCUCGGGCUGGUGCAGUUUGAGGGAUGGGGGGUUAGAGCAUGCACCGUCCAACGACUACCUGUGUGGCCCCCGCAUGGAGGACAGUGAACAGGGGAUGCGUUUGAGCGACUGCUUUUUUUGUCGGAGACCCCAGUGCCUCCUCACCUUAGCGGACAUGCCGACAUAUUGUUGACAACAUAAAACGAGGCAUUGCACGUGCCCGCUUUUCCCCGUGAAUAUGGCUUGGUGAGAAAGUCUGGCUCGUCAGCCUCGCUGGGAAUCCCCGCACUAUUUUCAACGAGAGAGGAGGGAAAAAGGCAAAAUGGACAAAGAAACAAUUGGUACGCAGUAUGAACCUGUGGCGGAGAUUGGAGAAGGUGCCUAUGGAAAAGUGUACAAGGCGAGAGAUUUGAAAAACGGGGGCAGAUUUGUCGCCCUAAAACGAGUUCGGGUCCAGACUGAGGAAGAGGGGAUGCCUCUCUCGACUAUCCGGGAGGUGGCAGUACUGAGGCAGCUUGAGGCGUUUGAGCAUCCUAAUGUUGUCAGGCUUUUUGACGUGUGUACAGUGUCUCGGACUAACCGUGAAACCAAACUCACGCUGGUCUUUGAGCAUGUGGAACAAGACCUGACCACCUACCUAGAGAAAGCACCUGACCCCGGCGUGCCGCCAGAAACUAUUAAGGAUAUGAUGUAUCAGCUGCUCCAGGGUCUGGACUUCCUGCACUCGCAUCGAGUGGUUCACCGUGACCUGAAACCCCAGAAUAUCCUGGUUACCAGCGGAGGACAGAUUAAACUCGCCGACUUCGGUCUCGCUCGCAUCUACAGCUUCCAGAUGGCGCUCACCUCUGUGGUGGUGACUCUGUGGUACCGAGCUCCAGAAGUGUUGCUGCAGUCCAGUUAUGCCACCCCGGUAGACCUGUGGAGUGUUGGCUGCAUCUUUGCUGAGAUGUUCAGAAGAAGACCUCUAUUUCGCGGUAGCUCCGAUGUUGAUCAGCUGGGGAAAAUUUUCGAUGUCGUUGGGGUACCUUCAGCAGAAGACUGGCCCCAGGAAGUGGCCCUACCACAGAGUGCCUUCAGACCACAGCCAGCUAAGCCAAUAGAAGACUUGGUUCCUGACAUAGAUGAGCAAGGGCGGGCCCUCUUAUUGCAAUUCCUUGCAUUCAACCCUUCCAGGAGGAUAUCUGCAUUCGCCGCACUUACUCACCCUUAUUUCCAGAGUGUGGACAGCCUCAGUCGAAGCGUGUACGCGGCGCAGCCCAUCCCCAGCAACAAGCCCACUAUUGAAGAGAGGACUGCCUGAGAGUCCUCAUUGUCCGUGUCCGCAAAAAAGUAUUCCCCGACCACUCGUUGAUUUUCAUCGUGCUUGAGGGAUUCGGUUAAAAUGAUGCAAAAACAAGAAUCCUUGUAUGAUUUUGUGUUUUUUCUUGUCUGUUCCCUGUCAAAAACUCCAUUCACAGGUGGGUAUAUUUAACUCCUAGGAAUGAGGACUCCCUACCCUAAAAAUGCACAAAAGCUAUCCCCCUAUGAACUGAUGAAUUGAAAUCGCUGCUUUUAGGUUCUAAAAAUGUCGAUUGACUACGUUAUCAAUGCAAAGACACUUCUAAGACUGGACCGGUCAACGGACUGUGUUGGAUCGGAGGCCCGUCUUUUCAAUACUUAAAAUGGAUUUUUCUUCUACUUUCUGGACUUGUGAAGCACAAGCCGGCAAACAAAUUGAGUCAUGCCGAACUGCCAUUUUUUUUGCAGGCCUUACAAACGUUUUACUGCCAUCCAGAGGAUGCCCCGAGGAACUGCGGACCAGUAGCAGGAUUCUAAUGGUCUUGGCAACUAUGGGGUCAAGCACACUUAAAGGCAUUUAGAGAUACAUUAACGGCGAUAGACGUCCAAUCUCUUUUGACAGAGAGGGGCCUCCCAGUCCAAAUACAACCCCUAGCUAAAAGUAUGGUCUCUGACGAGCACUCACUCAGACAUUUUAUUAAUCAUUAUGUAGAAAAACUCAGAUAAAAAGCUUGAAAAAAUAAUGAAUUAGUUCAAAAGUGCAACUCCUUGGCAUUCAAAAACACUAAAAGAAAUGAAUAAAAAACAUUUUAGUGGUCAGUAAAUCUUUAUAGAGCAAGUGCAGGGAAAUCAAUAUAAAAUCACUGUAUUCUGAAGGGGAAAAAAAUGAAAUCACUCCAUUUUGAGUAGAAAAUACACACACACAGUCAAUUUCCUUUCCUUAAUUGGGCCCCUGCCAUAGGGGCCGUUUACGUGGUGACUCUCCGAGAAUGGGAAAAAAAUUCAAAUUUGCAUUUGCAUUUGCGUCUCCAUUUGAACAAUGUCGCGAUUCCGCAUGAAAACGAUGUAGUAUUCAUGCCAGGCCCUAGGGGGCAGUGCAGAUUUAUUGCGCGCCAGAGAAGGAUGCACUUUGACCCCACCGUGCUCCCUCAGCCUGGAAAAAAAUAUCCCCGCCCACUUGAGGCAAUGUCAUUUUUCUUUUGUUCAAAAGGGCACAAAAAUUGAAACUUUCAACAUAUUUAAUUUAAAAAUAUUAUUAAAUCAGUAAAUUAAAGCCGACAUUCCGCCAUAUUUGCUGUUUUUAAUGUUUAGUAGCACCGCUGCGCAUGCCCAAUGUGACGUGUACGAGUGCUGACGUAGACAACGCGGUCUCGCGCCGCAGGAGCCUUUGAUAUGCAUGCGGAGGAAGCCCCCCUCAACCCCCCGCAAUCGGAUUCUUCCACUUUGGAGGCAGGAUUCAGAAUUUUUCGUCUUCGCAUUCCGUCUUCGCCGACACCAUAUGCACGCGAGGCGAGUCGGCAACUUAGUCAUUGCGUCUUUGUGUCGCAGAGUCGCCAUGUAAACUGCCCCUCAGAUUAGCUGCUCUUGUCAGCUAGCAGUUAAAAACAGUGCAGUUAUCACACCUUGGAGGGCUGCUGGACCAAGUGGAUUCACUAGAAUCAUGCCUCCAAUAAGAGAGAUGUCUCUUGAGACCAAAGAGAGAAUUAACAAACUUCUUGAAGAAGGUAACGCUACACGUACGGUUGGCAAAGAUUUGGGCUGUUCAGUCAGCUGUAUCAAAAAUCUGGACCAAGUACAAACAGCAAAGCAAGGUUGGUAAAGUUAAGCGUACCGGUAGACCAAGGAAGACAUCCAAACAUCAUGACAAACAACUAAAGGCCAUAUGUCUUGAAGAUGUACAACAAGACAAAUGGAGAAGAAAUGGGAGGAAGCUGGAGUCAAGGUAUGUGACAGAACUGUGCAAAAUCACCUAAAGGAAAUGGGAUUUUCAUACAGGAAAGCUAAAAGGAGACUAUCAUUGACACUUCAACAGAAAAGAACAAGACCGCAAUGGGCUAAGGAGAGGCAAUCAUGGACUGUGAAUGACUGGAUGAAGGUUAUUUUUAGUGAUGAGUCAAGAAUGCAUUGGACAAGGUGAUGAUGCCGGAACUUUAGUUUGGUGCCGUUCCAGUGAGAUUUACAAAUAUGACUGCCUGAAGAAAUCCUCAAAAUUCCCUCAGUCCUUGAUGAUAUGGAGCUGCAUGUCAGGCAAAGGCACUGUGGUUAAAUCUUCAAUAAAUGCAUAAGUUUACAUUGAAAUUUUAGACUGCUUUCUUAUCCCUUCAAUUGAAAAUAUGUUUGGUGAUAAUGAAAUCAUUUUCCAAGAUCACAAUGCAUCAUCCCACAGAGCUAAAACUGUUAAAGCAUUCCUUGGCGAAAGACUCAUCAGGUCAAUGUCAUGGCUUGCAAAUACCCCAGAUCUCAACCCUAUUGAAAACCUGUGGUGGAUAUUGAAAAAAAUGGUCCACAGCAAGGCUCCGACCUGCAAGGAUGAUCUGGCAACUGCAAUCAAAGAGAGAUGGCACCAAAUUGAUGAAGAAUACUGUUUGUCACUUAUUAAGUCCAUGCCUCAGAGACUGCAAGCUGUCAUAAAAGCCAGAGGUGGUGCAAAUAAAUACUACAGAUGUGUUUUGAUCGUUAUUUCUUUGUUUCUCAUGAUUCCAUAUAUUUUUCCUCAGAAUGGAGUGAUUCUAUAUUUACCUGCAUUUGCUUUAUAAAAGUAACAUUUACUGACCACCACAAGUGUUUCUGAAUGCUAAAGAGUUGCACUUUUGAACUAAUUCAUUAUUUUUUUUAAGUUUCUUAUCUGAGUUUGUUCUCCAUGAUAAAAUGUCUGUGUGAGUGCUCGUCCGAGACUGGUGAUUCCAUACUUUUUGCUUGGGGUUGUAGAUUGGACGUCUAUCGCUGAUGAGUUCGCAACUCCUUCACUGCCAUUCACGGUGAUAGAUGGAUUGAUGAUGAGGUUCACCGCUUUGUAAACAAGUGCGUGAGUAAAUAUUACGAUCUCACUAAUGACAGUAAUGAACGCAUCAGUACAUUCGGCGUAGAAUAUUCUAUAUUUAAUUUUAUCGUUAAGUCUUAUAUGCAUGAUUUAUCAAGUUGGGUACUUGAUUCAGAAUAUGCCGGAACCUGUGUAAGGAUAGAAUGACAAUGUAAGGAAUGUAAAACAAACAAAAAAAUGGCUAGAUGACUGUUGUACUGUUCGUAGUGCAGCAAUUAUAGAUGUUCGAUAUUUGCAUUGUCAACCCUUAGAAAUGUCACGAAAGUGCAUCAGGUAGCAUAGCGAGGGUCAGUGGAAUGUCGUACGGUGAGAGUAUUUUGUCGAAAAUGUCUGGCGGGUUCUGCGGGUGCUUUUUUUUUUUUUUUUUUAAAUAAUGCACAAAUAUCUUUUUUUUUUUUUUCCCCAACAUUUUUAUAGGUAUGUCCCACAUUUUUUUACCAGCAAGAAAACAGCAAGUGGCAGAGAUGUAUUUUUCUAUAUUAGUAGAACAGUAACAUACUUUUAACACUGGUGUACCCUCUCUUAACUGGUCGUGCUGCUCACACAUACGCACACUUUCACAAAAAAAUUCAUUCCUUUCUCAGGUUUUUGGGUGUCCAAACCUUUCGCACAGUUUGCACAUCCUCGGCUACUAACUGACCACAUUACAACUCCUUCAGGUUCUGUCAAAUGAUCACGUCAUUGAUCAUAUCCUACUGUCCUAUUUAUCAAGUAUGUUACUGUAGUCAUGACUGUCUGAGUAUAACUGCCUGUAUGAACUGUUUUGUCAGAAAAGGUAACAUUUUAUUGCAAAUUGGUGGACAUAACCGCGAUUUAUUAUCAGCUCGACUAAGCACUGUGUGAACGUUCUGUCUGGAAAUGACUCGUAUAUUUUGUCAGUGACAUUCAAUGCAAUUGUUUCCAUUUAUAGAGGUUUUGGUAAUGACUGCUUUAGUCUUUUUAACUUGAUACAAUCACUGUAUAUUACUUCUUAGCCAGUAACAGUAUCACAUUUCAAGUAAGUCAAACUGAAUUUGAGCUUUUUGAGGUUUCGCUUGAUAUCCAUGUUGUAACCCAAAUCACACUCGUUUCCGCGUCACAUUUUCUAGCACAUCAAAUUGGGACUCGGAACAAAACAGUCAUGGUAUUAUUGUAUGAAUUCAAGAUUUGGUGUCUUAUUAUUGUUUACACCAGCUCAAUAAAAAGCCGCUUUUUUAAAAAGGUUUGGUUGGAU